GGCCCCCCCCUUUACCCGCCGAGUUGAUUUGAAGCUUAGACCCGAGUUACAAAAUGGCGGUGCGGAGCGCGCUCGUGGCCGGGCUCCCCGCCCUCGGCGUCUGAGCGGCCGCCCGGCCCCCGGGGACAUGGUGUGGGAGACCCCGGGCCUGCCGACCAUCGAGUCCUCCCCGGCUCCCAGCGCCCCGGAAGAAGCGCCCGGCCGCGGCCUCGGACUCGCGUGCGGACCUCGCCGCGCCCACUGCGCGUCUAGAGUGGCGGCGGCCUCCGGGAAGAUUGGAAAAAAUGGCCAAAAGAAUCGCCGAGAAGGAAUUGACAGAUAGGAACUGGGAUCAGGAUGAUGAAGCUGAAGAGGUGGGAACAUUCUCAGUGGCCAGUGAAGAAGUCUUGAAGAACCGAGCCAUAAAGAAAGCCAGGCGUAGAAAUGUUGGGUUUGAAUCUGAUAGUGGAGGGGCCUUUAAAGGUUUUAAAGGUUUGGUUGUGCCUUCAGGAGGAGGAGGGUUUUCUGGAUUUGGCUGUGCUGGAGGGAAGCCUCUGGAAGGAUUGUCAAAUGGAAACAGCUUGAGCAGUGCCAGGGCGGCGGCCGAUUCCAAGGCGGCCUUUGGUUCUUUUGCUGUAAAUGGCCCCAUAAAAAUGGAUAAAAACAUUUCAGACCCCAAGGCUAAUGGCAGAGGCGCACGGCCCUCCUCCUCCUCGUCGUCCUUCUCCUCGUCCUCGUCCUCCUCCGCCUCCCCCAAAGCUGGCACGGGGAGCGCCUACCGCGAGCAGCUGGCCUCCCUCAACUGCUCCGUGCGCGACUGGAUCGUGAAGCACGUGGGCGCCAACCCGCUGUGCGACCUGACGCCCAUCUUCAAGGACUACGAGAAGUACCUGGCGGCCAUCGAGGAGCAGCGCGAGAGCGGCAGCAGCAGCAGCGGCUCCGAGAGCGACGCCAAGGGCCCCGGCGCCCAGGCCCCGCCUCCGCCCUCGUGCGCGGCCGCCAAGCUGCAGCAGGAGGGGACGUUUCUGUUUCACGGCAGUCACACGGAGACCACCCUAGAAAAGAAGAGGGAGGCUGCGCCCGAAAAGAAAGAGCCGGGACCAGGAGCAACAAGUGCCUCAUUCAACUUCGGCAAGAAAGUCGAUAGCUCGGUUUUGGGCUCAUUGAGCUCUGGGUCUCUCACUGGAUUUUCAUUUCCCCCUGGAAACUCCGGUUUUUUCAGUAAAGAUACGACUCAGAGCAAAUCGGUUUCUUCGCCAUUUCCUGCUAAAACCUCCGAGAGCCAAGCAGAAGGCGUUGGUAACGCAUGCAAAGGUGGGGAUGAGGAGGAGAGCGACGAGCCCCCCAAGGUGGUGGUGACUGAGGUGAAGGAAGAAGAUGCUUUCUACUCCAAAAAGUGUAAACUAUUUUACAAGAAAGACAAUGAAUUUAAAGAGAAAGGUGUGGGCACCUUGCACCUGAAGCCUACAGCAAAUCAGAAAACACAGCUGCUAGUGCGGGCGGACACCAAUCUAGGAAACGUCCUGCUCAACGUCCUGGUCCCGUCCAACAUGCCGUGCUCCCGCACCGGGAAGAACAACGUGCUCAUUGUCUGCGUCCCCAACCCGCCCCUCGACGAGAAGAACGCCACCGUCCCGGUUCCCAUGCUGAUCCGGGUGAAGACCAGCGAGGACGCUGACGAGCUGCACAAGAUCCUCCUGGAGAAGAAGGGCGCCUGAGCCCAGCCCUCCCUCCUUCCGCGACGGCCCAAGGACUUGAGACAACUGCAAAGCCUUUGUGAGGAAGAGUAAGGCCAAUAAAACCUUUCAAAGUGAAGUGUCAA
This is a messenger RNA of Perognathus longimembris pacificus (Pacific pocket mouse), 1801 nucleotides long. It is a transcript of the gene Nup50, whose product is annotated as nucleoporin 50. The transcript is spliced from 8 exons. The coding region runs from base 285 to 1697 and encodes 470 amino acids. Gene Ontology annotation, cellular component: nuclear pore. Lineage: Eukaryota; Metazoa; Chordata; Mammalia; Rodentia; Heteromyidae. The record is from RefSeq and is a predicted model, not a curated record. Gene Ontology annotation, biological process: protein import into nucleus.